Molecule: messenger RNA, 1482 nt
Organism: Brienomyrus brachyistius
Lineage: Eukaryota; Metazoa; Chordata; Actinopteri; Osteoglossiformes; Mormyridae
Product: keratin, type I cytoskeletal 18-like
Exons: 7
Coding region: 90-1334 (414 amino acids)
Biological process (GO): intermediate filament cytoskeleton organization
Cellular component (GO): keratin filament
Molecular function (GO): structural molecule activity
Source: RefSeq, a predicted model, not a curated record
UUGUGUGCCUCUGUGUGACCCCCUCACUGCAGUCCUGAAGUAAACGUCUCAACUAUUUGCACGAUCUGAUAAGCUUUUCUUCCAGAAACAUGAGCUUCCCAACUACUUUCUCCAUGCACUCUGGUGCCCUUCCAUCGUCGCGAAUUUCCAUCACCCGCACGACGCAACCAGCGAGCUUCCGUGCUGCCAGCAUCUACGGCGGCGCCGGCGGCAUGGGGGCAAAGAUCUCCUCAGCCUCCUACUCAGGGGUGCGCAGUGCCAUGCCACCUGGGUCCAGCUUAUCCUUCCAGAUGAGCGGAGGGGCCUCGGGGAUCGGUGCCGGAGGGAGUGCAGGCGGCACUAGCAUGAUCCUGGGGAACGAGAAGGGGGCCAUGCAGAACCUCAAUGACCGCCUGGCUACCUACCUGGAGACGGUGCGCAGCCUGGAGCAGGCUAACAGCAAGCUGGAGCUGCAAAUCCGGGAGUUCCUGGAAAAGCGGGGGCCCGACACCCGCGACUACAGCCGCUACAGCCCCAUCCUGGAUGAGCUGCGCAAAAAGGUGUUUGACAUGACGGUGGACAAUGCCCGGCUGGUGCUGCAGAUCGAUAACGCCCGUCUAGCUGCGGAUGACUUCAGGGUGAAGUAUGAGGCAGAACUGACCAUUCGUCAAUCGGUGGAGGCUGACAUCGCCGGGCUCAGGAAGGUCAUUGACGAUACCAGCAUCGGCCGCAUGAACCUGGAGAGUGAGAUUGAGGCAGUGAAGGAGGAGCUGAUCUUCCUCAAGAAGAACCAUGACAAUGAAGUUACGGAACUGCGUAACCAGAUUGCCCAGUCGGGGGUGCAGGUGGAUGUCGAUGCUCCAAAAGGACAAGAUCUGUCACGAGUCAUGGAGGAGAUGAGGGCAAACUAUGAGAAGAUGGCAGUGAAGAAUGCAGAAGAACUCAAGGCUUGGCAUGAAAACCAGAUCUCAGACGUUCAAGCCCAAGUGUCACAGAACACGGAGGCCCUCCAGGGUGCACGCACAGAGCUGAGCGACCUUCGCAGGCAGGUGCAGACACUGGAGAUUGAGCUUGAGUCACAAAGGAACUUGAAAGCAACACUAGAAGAAACCCUACGAAACACAGACCUGCGCUCCAACAUGGAGGUGGAGAAGUACAACAACAUCAUCCUGCAGCUGGAGGCAGAGCUCAUGCAGCUGCGUAACAACAUCCAGCAGCAGGGACAAGAGUAUGAGGUUCUGCUCAAUAUCAAGAUGAAGCUGGAGGCUGAGAUUGCCACCUACAAGAGACUGCUGGAUGGAGGGGAUCUCAAGCUGCAAGAUGCUCUUGAGGAGCUGAAAUCCAGAGAAAAGUGAUCCAGGCAGACUGGAAAACAGCUCGUCUAUGAGCAGAAAUGAAGGAAUACAAAAUAAUCACAAGCUUCUGCCAGCUUCUUCAUUCCACACCUAUUGCCAUGCUCUCGCUGUAAUUCGGUUGUUCAAAUAAAGCAAGUCUUCACCAGCA